UAUCAAUACAGUCAAUACUGGAUCGAUCCGUCGACCUCUGCUAUUUUGUGGACACAUUACACGCGCUUCGAGCAUAAACGAACCCUGAGAUUCCCAGCCCUACUCCCAAUACUUGAUGCGGCCCAGCCUCACUCAGACUCUACCUCCAGCGGCCCCCAGGUUGCUUCAACCCAGUCUCCAUUCUGCCACCAGGCACGAAGUCUCCCAGGAAGUCUGAAGGCUUAGAAAGCGGCCCAAAGGAACCUCGCCUGGCACCACAAAAUAGAUUUUAAAAUAACGAGGAGGAGUAAUGACUACACAUCCAUUCUGUUGUAUUGUGGUUGACAUGAAUGACACCGUUACCGGCUCCUCCUGGUAAAAGAAAGGUGACAUGGAUAACCAAAAGAAGCCAUCCAGUUCCCCCAACACUGGAAGCUUGGUGUACUGGUCCUCCUCAUUUCUACGGCAACCAGCCCGGGCCCUGAUUGUAGAGGCACUGCCGCCCUGGUGGUCCAUCACCUGCCCAGUACUCUGCGAUGCCCUUGAUAACUUCUUGUCCCUGGCCUGUAGUCUGGAUGGACCCUGUAGGCUCCCACACCUCAGCUUGUACUCCAUCAGCAAGCAGCAGGAAUGCCUACUCCCAUUUGUGCAAGUUCGCGGUAACCUGGCCAGGUUGCGUUCCUGCGUGGAAGAGCUGAGGUCAAUACCGAGUGAAGGCUGCAGCAGAGGAGUGGUCAGAGGAGGCGAGAUGCUGCGACAGGCGGUGCUGGACAGCCUACAGCAGUUUAAACAGUACAUGAAACAUAUCGGGGCCAACAGCCAGGCCAACCACAACACAUGUGUAGAGGUUACCGUGGUGACCAGCCGGCCAGGUCGAGGCGUUGUUCACCUUUUGGAGAAAGGGCUGACAGAUGCUGACCUGGUGCCACUCAAACGUCUUUUGGUGGUGCAGCUCCACAGUGAGGCAGAGUGUGAUCAAGAUGCACCCUCACCUGAAGCCUCUAGUGAUGCUAGUCAAGAUCAUCUGAUGUUAGUGGACCUGCAGCAGGUGGACAACAAUGUGAUUGCAGUGGAGUCCAUGUUAAAAGCAUGGCUCCAAGAGCAAGGCGGGGACAAGGAACACCUCAACCUUCUUCUGCCCACCCCACUGGAGAAUGCCAUUCCAGUGUGCAUUAAGUGUGACAAGCAGGAGCGUCUGAUCAGCCCCGCCCUCAUCCCACUGACGCCCCACCUCGGAGUGAAGACGGAGAGCAUUCGUGACUCUAUGUCUGUCUCUAAGGGCUCAGCCAAUGAGAGCCAAAUACCACAGAAGCUGAGAGCAAUCAAAGCCCUGCGUGCUGAUGGCGUGUGUGAAAGCCUGUUGUAUGGCCUGCCGUUGGUGAUCCACCCCACCACCUGCUGGCAGCUGGAUUGGGAUGAGAUGGAGAGCAACCACAACUUGUUUCAUGCUCUCUGCUACACACUACAGAGUCGUGACAUGUUCCUGCUGCUACAGGCAGAAUCCGCACAGAGGCUGACACCCGGAGGCUCAGGUAUGUUUUCUCACUAUGUCCUCCAGCCCUCAGCAUCUCUCUCCUGCCUCCUGAAGCCAGUGAUCUCCAGAGAACUGUUGUUGCCUUGCACACAGUCUCUGCCAGCGCAGGAGCCCGCACCCGAGGCUAUGCAGGUCAUACAAAGCUGCUUCACCCAUUUGGAUGAGGAGUGCGUGUUCAAUCCCCUCUCUUUGAGCAGCAACCUGUACCAGCACCUCAGGAGCCAAGGCCUCCUCAACCAGCCUCGAUAUCACUACAGGCUGCAGUCGGCUACCCACAGACACCAGCAUCAACCACCAGAUGGCGGUAAAUCCACAGCCAGCAGACAACCCCGGCAGCAACAAAACCAAGCACGUCAGUUGGGAAUGAAAAGCAAGGUCAGGGCCACUGUGUCCCCUAUGCCCUCUUCUUGUUCUUCCUCACUGGGACUCCCGCCUGCCAAGGGCUCUCGUCCCAUUUUGACCUUCCUGAGUGGUGGCAGCCAUCAGGCCUCAGCCCCCGCUCAUCAGGAGCGGUGCGACGACAGCUCUGUGGUGAGACUGGAAGAGGACUGAUGGGUGAGUGGUGGAAAGCUCAAAUUCGGAGCAAUACAGAUACUAGUUGGAGUACAUUUAGCACACCUUCUGGCUACUAUUUAGUGACAAGAAGUGUUUCCUUGACACACACAGCACACACACACACCACGCUAUCUACAUUGUGAGGUUUUCUAAUAACACCUCUGUCAAAAGAAGCAAAAGCCACUAAAUAUCUGGGUCAGCUGACUUAAUUCUUCCACUCAUCACGAGUCAAAUGUCAGCACACUGGCUUAGAAUACUGUUUGUGCAUGUGUGACAAAGGAACAUUAGGACGUCUUCCUAAUUCCACCCCAUAAACAAGAAAAAGAUGAGAAGAAGGGAAACAGCAAGACAACAGACACAAAGGACGAGAGUGUGUUAAAAACAAAUGAUAAAUUAAAGGGGGAUUAAAAGUGUGUAACACACAAGCCUUAUACGGGAAAAGGACAUUUCCAAAUGGUAUUGACAUAUAGAUAUUAACAUUGGUCUUAACACAGCUUUGCUGUUAAAGAGACCCAGAAAAAAAGUAGCGCACGAGAGGAGCCUCUAUGCUCUCUUUCACCACCGUUCAGAGCUCUCUCUUAGGGGGUUGAAAGGUGCCGUACCACGGGAUGAAUGGAGGCAUCAGAUUUUUUUUUUUUUCAGUGUACUUUUGAAAAUUGGGAAUAUGACAAAAUCUUUUCUCCAGUUGAGUGUGUGUGUGUGUGUGUGAGAGAGAGAGAAAGAGAGAGAGAGAGAGAGUGAGAUGUGUUUGAAAUGGAGUCAAUGCAAGUUCAUGCUUUUACGCAACAGACCCAUUUUGCAAGUAUUUUCACGCACGUUAAGUAAUUGACUCAUUCUCCUAUUGGUGCGUUGCUCUCAUCCAGUAUCACUAAUUGUAUAUUCCUCACAUAAGAGCCUCAUCUCUCACACACACACACACACACACACACACACACACAGUCAGGCUUUAAUCAGUCUCCCGCCAUUCCACCCC
Dunckerocampus dactyliophorus (ringed pipefish) is the source of this 3041-nucleotide messenger RNA. It is a transcript of the gene m1ap, whose product is annotated as meiosis 1 associated protein. Gene Ontology annotation, biological process: male meiosis chromosome separation; spermatogenesis; meiosis I. The transcript is spliced from 15 exons. NCBI's taxonomy places the organism in Eukaryota, Metazoa, Chordata, Actinopteri, Syngnathiformes, Syngnathidae. The coding region runs from base 371 to 2065 and encodes 564 amino acids. The record is from RefSeq and is a predicted model, not a curated record.